AAACUCUAUUCAGACAGAUCUUUUGCAAUAAAAAGCGAACACUUAAGAAUCUCAGCAACUCACUUAACUCACGCACAAUCAUGGCGGCUGCGUCAACGAACUCUUUCCUCGUCGGAAACAACAAAACUCAGAUCCCGUCGUUGAAACCCACAUCUCAAUCUCUCCUCCACCUCACCAAACCAAACACCUUCCACCUCCCCGGCAAAAAAACCAAACCCGUCUCCGUCAGAUGCGUCUCCUCACCAACCCAACUCCAAGACGGAUCUUCUAAAUCCAUCCCCACCGGAUCGCAAGACCGCGUCUUCAACUUCGCUGCGGGUCCCGCGACCUUACCAGAGAACGUCCUCCUCAAAGCGCAAACAGAUCUGUACAACUGGCGCGGAUCCGGGAUGAGCGUGAUGGAGAUGAGCCACAGAGGCAAAGAGUUCCUCUCCAUCAUCCAAAAAGCCGAAUCGGAUCUCCGCCAGCUCCUCGAGAUCCCUUCCGAAUAUUCCGUCCUCUUCUUGCAAGGCGGCGCCACGACUCAGUUCGCCGGUUUGCCUCUCAACCUCUGCAAACCGGACGAGACCGUCGAUUUCGUCGUGACCGGUUCGUGGGGAGACAAAGCUGUUAAGGAAGCGAAGAAGUAUUGUGAGACCAACGUGAUCUGGUCGGGGAAAGGUGACAAGUACACAAAGGUUCCGUCUUUCGAUGACCUUGAGCAGAGUUUGGAUGCUAAGUACUUGCAUAUAUGCGCUAACGAGACGAUCCAUGGGGUUGAGUUUAAGGACUAUCCUGUCGUUAGGAACCCUAACGGGUUCUUGGUGGCUGAUAUGUCUUCUAACUUCUGUUCGAAACCGGUUGAUGUGUCUAAGUUCGGUGUGAUCUACGGUGGUGCUCAGAAGAACGUCGGUCCUUCCGGUGUGACGAUUGUGAUCAUUAGAAAAGAUCUGAUCGGUGAAGCUCAGGAGAUCACACCCGUGAUGCUUGACUACAAGAUCCACGACGAGAAUAAGUCGUUGUACAACACGCCUCCUUGCUUCGGGAUUUAUAUGUGCGGUCUCGUGUUCGAGGAUCUGUUGGAGCAAGGUGGGUUGAAGGAAGUGGAGAGGAAGAACGUGAGGAAAGCUGGUUUGCUUUACGACGCUAUCGAGGAGAGCGAGGGGUUUUACAGGUGUCCUGUUGAGAAGUCGGUGAGGUCGUUGAUGAAUGUGCCGUUCACGUUGGAGAGGUCUGAGUUGGAAGGUGAGUUUAUCAAGGAAGCUGCUAAGGAGGGGAUGGUGCAGCUUAAAGGGCAUAGGUCGGUGGGUGGUAUGAGAGCUUCUAUUUACAAUGCUAUGCCUUUGGCUGGUGUUGAGAAGCUUGUUGCUUUCAUGAAAGAUUUUCAGGCAAAACAUGCCUAAGUUUAUCUGUGUUUCUUUUGUUUUGUUUUGCAUUUUGGUUAUGUUUGUUGGGUGAUGAUAAGCUGAUGCUUAUGAUUUGGUUAUAUUUAAUAAUGUAUCAAAAUAUUGGUCAAGUUUGUUAACAACAGAGAUCUGAUAAUCUCAGUUUGUUAACAACAGAGAUCUGAUAAUCUCUUUAUAAGGACUCCUUUCUCUGCAA
This is a messenger RNA of Raphanus sativus (radish), 1581 nucleotides long. RefSeq names its product phosphoserine aminotransferase 1, chloroplastic. The transcript has a single exon. The coding region runs from base 81 to 1382 and encodes 433 amino acids. Gene Ontology annotation, biological process: L-serine biosynthetic process. The record is from RefSeq and is a predicted model, not a curated record. Gene Ontology annotation, molecular function: pyridoxal phosphate binding; O-phospho-L-serine:2-oxoglutarate transaminase activity. Lineage: Eukaryota; Viridiplantae; Streptophyta; Magnoliopsida; Brassicales; Brassicaceae. Gene Ontology annotation, cellular component: cytoplasm; chloroplast stroma.